This is a messenger RNA of Acomys russatus (golden spiny mouse), 1450 nucleotides long. RefSeq names its product splA/ryanodine receptor domain and SOCS box containing 3 (gene Spsb3). The record is from RefSeq and is a predicted model, not a curated record. Gene Ontology annotation, molecular function: protein binding. Lineage: Eukaryota; Metazoa; Chordata; Mammalia; Rodentia; Muridae. The coding region runs from base 197 to 1366 and encodes 389 amino acids. Gene Ontology annotation, biological process: proteasome-mediated ubiquitin-dependent protein catabolic process. The transcript has 7 exons. Gene Ontology annotation, cellular component: SCF ubiquitin ligase complex.
AGCGGUGGGUCUCCAGCGACAAGUAGGAACCACUUCAGGUGUAUUGGAAGAAGGGGUGUCAGGAGUGGAUGACAGCCGUAUUUCUGGCAUGAGGAACUGGAUGCUGGGGAUGCCAUUUGCCAAAGUGCGCAGCGGAGGAGGAGCAAGUUCAGUGUCACCUGCCUGAGGGGCAGCAGCUCCUGAACGGAAUGCAGAGAUGGGCUGGGGCACCUCCAGAGUCAUGGGUGUCUGGGUUGCAUUUCACACCAUCGCUCUGGGCUUGAUUGAGGUGCUUAGAUACUGGAGCCAGGUCCUCUCCACUAUGGCCCGGCGUCCACGGAGUAGCAGGGCGUGGCGAUUUGUCCUGAGUGCAGCUCGCCGAGACACAGAUGCCCGAGCUGUGGCUCUGGCAGGCACAACUAACUGGGGCUAUGACUCUGAUGGGCAGCACAGCGACUCAGACUCUGACCCUGAGUACUCUUCCCUGCCACCGUCCAUCCCCAGUGCUGUGCCUGUGACAGGAGAGUCCUUCUGUGACUGUGAGGGCCAAAGUGAGGCUGCCUUCUGCAACAGUCUACAUGCGGCACACCGAGGCAAGGACUGCCGUUGUGGUGAGGAAGAUGAGGAUUUUGAUUGGGUCUGGGAUGACCUGAACAAGUCCUCAGCCACCUUGCUGAGCUGUGAUAAUCGCAAGGUCAGCUUUCACAUGGAAUAUAGCUGUGGCACUGCAGCCAUCCGGGGCACCAAGGAGCUAGGGGAUGGCCAACAUUUCUGGGAAAUCAAGAUGACCUCUCCUGUGUAUGGCACUGACAUGAUGGUGGGCAUUGGGACAUCAGAUGUAGACCUGGACAAGUACCACCACACAUUCUGCAGCCUGCUCGGCAGGGAUGAAGACAGCUGGGGCCUCUCCUACACUGGGCUCCUCCACCACAAAGGUGACAAGACAAGCUUCUCGUCACGGUUUGGCCAGGGCUCUAUUAUUGGUGUACACUUGGACACAUGGCACGGGACCCUAACCUUCUUCAAGAACAGGAAGUGCAUAGGAGUGGCUGCCACCCGGCUGCAAAACAGAAGGUUCUAUCCGAUGGUGUGCUCCACAGCUGCCAAGAGCAGCAUGAAAGUCAUCCGCUCCUGUGCCAGCUCCACCUCCCUGCAAUACCUGUGCUGCUAUCGCUUGCGCCAGCUGCGGCCAAACUCAGGGGACACCCUUGAGGGCCUACCCUUGCCACCUGGCCUCAAGCAAGUGCUGCAUAACAAGCUGGGCUGGGUCCUAAGCAUGAACUGCAACCAUUGGAAGACUCCUGUGUCCCCUCCUGGCACCGCUGCAGCUGACACACAGAGUGUCGAGGCCAGGCCCUGUCAGAGGAAGCGCUGCCGAAGAAGCUGACUUGUCUGCUGGGAAUGCAGCUACCUUUCUCUGCUCUGCCUCUCCAGGCAGCAGGAGAGGGAAAAACUGAGAUUUGUCUAGGCU